Penicillium brasilianum is the source of this 728-nucleotide messenger RNA. NCBI's taxonomy places the organism in Eukaryota, Fungi, Ascomycota, Eurotiomycetes, Eurotiales, Aspergillaceae. The record is from the annotation of a GenBank genome assembly.
CACGACACACACAGUGAGAGACCCUGAAUCCUGUCAAGUAAAGACUCAAUUAGGCUGACCCAAUUCGUUCAGUCAUGGCAGGCAAGGCCCACCACCCAAUCCACAUCCACCCGGUCCGACCGCUCUACCGCUUCACGGCCACGGCCCUGGGCGCCAGCAUGUGGUUCUUCCUCAUGUACCGCGCCAAGAAGGACGGCCCGGCUCUUCUGGGCUGGAAGCACCCAUGGGACCACUAGACGACGGAUCCCGUAUGCCUCGAAACAUAUCCGUCUUUCCACAAUACCAUGCGCAAUUCUGUUGAAGUCGGGCUCGAUCCAUUAGAGCGCUCUAUCAUGCUUUUAUUUUCAUCUGGAGAGUCCUUGGUCUAGGUGGGGCUUGACCGGGUUCAGUUGAAAUGUAUUAUACCAUUUCCGUUUGGAGACAAUGCGACACUGAUAAAGUGCAAAAAAGAAAAAAAACGCUCUAUCUAUCUAUAUUCCUCGCUCUUAUUACAAAGUACAGUUCUAAUGCCAUGUGACCGUCGCAGAUCACAGGCGCAUCUGCUCCAAUAGAAUCUUGUACUGGCGGCGCUUUUUGCGGUAGUUGGGCUGCAGACGUGCGCGGAUGUGGCCAAUGAUGUGAGCCAGACGAGGGAAAGCAAUUGUCUCGGCCAUCAAGGCGAGAGCAAAUGCUCCAAGGGCCAAUGCCACAACCCAGCUGCGGAAGCCAUCUGACAUGAAGGUCAAUUC